This is a messenger RNA of Geodia barretti, 2029 nucleotides long. NCBI's taxonomy places the organism in Eukaryota, Metazoa, Porifera, Demospongiae, Tetractinellida, Geodiidae. The record is from the annotation of a GenBank genome assembly.
GCGGAGCUCGUAAUAGAUUCGCUUGCGCAUGUGCAACACAUUAGUGAUCGACACAACGUGCCCGAUGAUGUAUUAUCUACUUAUGUUGAGUCUCCUCUGGCCUCUGGUGGAGGUCCACUCUCAGACCUUUCCCCAUCUCUCCUUCAUGGGCCAGACUCUGGCCAACCAUUCCUAUGUGGACCUCGGUCAAGUGGGGAGACCUGAUGAUGGCGGUGAAGGUGUUCGGUGUAUCACUGACUUGACCACAUGUUGUACUGGUAGCGAUGGUUCUCAUCGUGGAGACUGGUAUUUCCCUGAUGGAACUAGACUGCCUUUCCCUGCAUCUGGUAUUGAUACCUUUGAGGUCCGUGUAUCUGAGGGAGUUGACGUACGUCGUAACAGUGAUGCUAACUCACCAACUGGUAUCUAUCGCUGUGAUAUUCCAACUGGUGCUGUCCAUCAUGCUACUAACAUCUCAGUGAGAGACACAGUCUAUGUGGGACUGUAUACUGCCAGUGGAGGAGAUGUUUCAAUAAUUGGAGGUUUGACAAUUGACUCUGACCAGGGUACCCUCACCUGUAUCUCCGCUGGUGGACCUGCUACCACUGUCACUUGGACCAGAGACUCCACCACUGUCACCCAAGGAACCCAGACUGUGUUGAAUGACCCAGUGACUGCACAGUACACCCACACUCUGACUGUGAGACUGGGAGGACUAUACAGCUGUAUUGUGAGCAACAAUAAACCAUCUGUAGUCUCUCAAACAUUGACAGUGAGAGUUGCUGCAGCUCCUACUAACCUGAUGUUUGAGGUUCAAAGUGAUGGUACUAGUGUCCUACUGACCUGGACUCCACCUGAUCCACUGGGAGACACCACUGGCUACACCAUUUCCUACACCAGAGGAGGCAGCAGUGGUAGUGAGACUGUCAGUGGUGGAGAUACUAAUAACUACACUCUGACUGGUCUUAUAAGAGGGGAGAUGUAUGACAUAUCAAUUGUAGGCACAUCAGAACAUAUUUCCGGUGAGAGUGUGGAGUGGGAAACUGCCACUCUAGUUCCUGGUCUGACUGGAGGAGAGAGAAAAGAAGAUGCUCAUACACUGGAGGAGGCAGCAGUGGUAGUGAGACUGUCAGUGGUGGAUCUACCAACAGCUACACUCUGACUGGUCUUAUAAGAGAGGAGAUGUAUGACAUAUCAAUUGUAGGCACAUCAGAACAUAUUUCCGGUGAGAGUGUGGAGUGGGAAACUGCCACUCUAGUUCCUGGUCUGACUGGAGGAGAGAGAAAAGUAGAUGAUUUGACAGUGGAAGUGAUAAUGAUGGGAGUCAGCUCCAUUUCCCUGUCGUGGCGUGUGUCUGGAGACACAGUGGUGGAUUCAGAGGUGGUGUGGCGAGCUAUCAGUGGCCCUGCUGGAGACAGAGGUGUCAGUGGCUCCAUCACAUCCACCAGCUACACCAUACCUGACCUCCAGAAACUCUCUGUCUACAGCGUCACAAUUACCGUCCGCACAUCGUCCUCGGGCGAUUUCAGUGAAUCUGUCAUUGCCUUCACAGUUCCUGCAUGUGAAAGCAGUGGAUCAUCAUCAGAAGCUGUAGCUGCUCUUGGUGGUGUGUUGGCAGUGGUGAUUGUGACUGCUAUAGCAGUGCAGGCUAUGGUGAUAGUCUUUUUCGUGAAGAAACUCCAAAGAGCUGAAGAAUACACUGCCACUCUUGCUGCACGACUAAAGAGAGCACCUCCUGGGUCACUCAAGACCACCAGCAACGUGGCCUACAGUGUAGUGAGAGGAGAAACUGAUGAUGCAUAUGAGACUGUGAUGUCUUAACCUUUCACUUCUCACCCUCACUCCACAACCUAUGCAUAAUUAUUCCUUUAUAUAAACCUAUAUAAUAAUAUUCUUUUUAUAAAAGUCCUUUUGUUUAUACUUGCAUAGCUGCCAAGUGUGUGUACACAUGCUUUAUUUGACCAAACAAUGAGAAUGGUAAAGCUAUCUUUGAGGCAGACACACCAGACGACGAAGUGGCUCUACCAGCUAUAUUGGUAGUCCUCUGCUA